This is a messenger RNA of Oncorhynchus kisutch (coho salmon), 6243 nucleotides long. RefSeq names its product NACHT, LRR and PYD domains-containing protein 12. The coding region runs from base 251 to 3646 and encodes 1131 amino acids. The record is from RefSeq and is a predicted model, not a curated record. Gene Ontology annotation, molecular function: protein binding. The transcript has 9 exons. Lineage: Eukaryota; Metazoa; Chordata; Actinopteri; Salmoniformes; Salmonidae.
ACAGAGAGAGACAGAGAGAGAGAGAGAGAGAGAGAGAGAGAGAGAGAGACAGAGAGAGAGAGAGAGAGAGAGAGACAGAGAGAGAGAGUGAGGAAAAUGCAGUGAUAGACAUUUUGGAAGCUAGAUCGAGAAAUAGUUUGGCAGAUGACCUCUGUCUAUACAUACACAAAGCUCACAUUUGUAACAUGUCAGUGUCUGACGGAGGAUUUUGGUUUGAUUUGAUUCUUUCUGUAACUUUCGGUGACCUGAGAUGGCGACAUCUGUUCCUGACCUGCUACUGGCUAUUCUAGAGGAGCUGGUAGGAAAAGAUCUGAAGACAUUUCACUGGUACCUGGCUCAGAGUGUACCAGAUGGCUUUCCUCUCAUCCCCAAGGGCCAUCUGGAGAACGCUGACAGGCAGGACACCGUGGAUACGAUGGUGAAAACCUACGGCCACGAUGUAGCUAUGAAGAUCUCACUGGAGAUCCUGAGGAAGAUGAACCAGAAGGACAUCAGCAAGACGUUAACAGUGGAUCAGCAAGAGGCUGAGGUUGAGGUAGCAGCUGCCUCAAUUCGGGUUCCAGACUCUCCUGUCUACAUCACUUGUACAGCUCAGACUGGCGGCCAUGUUGUGGCCCCUUCGCUCUCCGGCUGCCAUAUCGGUGGUCCAGUUCACUUCAACAUCAGAGUCAACUCAUUAGACGAAGAUCCCAUAGUUCCAUCUCAAGCUUCACCUGCUCAUUGUACCAUGUUUCCACCUGAACCUGUGAAUACAGAAGACAAUGAUGAACGAAUCGAGAGUUGUCAAAAGAAACUCAAACACAAUCUGCACAGUAGGUUCGUCAGUGUGUUUGAGGGACUGGCCAGCCACGGGAACAGAAAACUUCUCAACCAGAUCUACACAGAGCUCUACAUCACAGAGGCUGGAAGUACAGAGGUCAAUAGUGAACAUGAGGUGAGACAGAUUGAGACGGCAUCCAGAAGAACAGCCAUACAAGAAACACCAAUCCAAUGCAACGACAUCUUUCAGCCCUUCCUUGAUCAAUCCAUCAGAACUGUGCUGACGAAGGGAGUCGCUGGCAUCGGGAAAACCGUCUCAGUGCAGAAGUUCAUUCUGGACUGGGCAGAUGGAAAAGCCAAUCAAAAUCUCCAGUUGAUAUUCCCUCUUUCAUUUCGAGAGCUGAAUUUGGUCAGAAAGAAAAGAUGCAGUUUGAUCGAACUUCUCAAUGGCUUUUUUACGGAAACAAAAGAAACCGAGAUAUCAAACUACGACAAUUAUCAGGUGCUGUUUGUCUUUGAUGGUCUGGAUGAGUGUCGACUUCCUCUAGACUUCCAGAACAAUGACAUUCUGUUUAAAAUAACUGAGUCAACCUCAGUGGAUGUGCUGCUAACGAACCUCAUCAAGGGGAAUCUGCUUCCCUCCGCUCAACUUUGGGUAACCACCCGACCUGCAGCAGCCAAUCAAAUCCCUCCUGAGUGUGUUGACAAGGUGACAGAGGUAAGAGGGUUCAAUGACCCACAGAAGGAAGAGUACUUCAGAAAUAGAAUCAGCGAUGAGAACCUGGCCAGCAGAAUCAUCACACACAUAAAGACAUCAAGAAGUCUCUACAUCAUGUGCCACAUUCCCGUCUUCUGUUGGAUCUCGGCCAUUGUUCUGGAGAGAAAGCUGGAGAAAGCAGGGAGUGGAGAGAUGCCAAAGACCCUGACUCAGAUGUACUCACACUUCCUGGCUUUUCAGGAGAAAGACAUGGAUCUCAGGCUUCAGGGAAGAGGAACACCUGACCCUGACUGGAUGAGAAAGAGCAUCAUGUCCCUGGGAAAACUGGCUUUCCAACAACUGGAGAAAGGCAACCUGAUCUUCUAUGAGGAAGACCUGAGAGAGUGUGGCAUACACAUCGGACAGGCAUCGGUGUACUCAGGAGUGUGUACUGAGAUCUUCAGUGAGGAACUGACCUUAUGCCAGGGAAAGGUGUUCUGCUUUGUUCAUCUCAGUAUUCAGGAGUUUCUGGCUGCCUUGUAUGUGUUUCUCACAUUCAUCAACGACAACGUGAAUCUAUUAGCCAAACAGCAAUCAUUUCUGAGACGUUUUCCAUUCGGAAAUUCAUCCUCAACCAGCUUCUACAAAGCAGCAGUUGACAAGGCCUUACAGAGUGAGAAUGGACACCUGGACCUAUUCCUUCGCUUCCUUCUGGGCCUCUCACUGGAGUCCAAUCAGAUUCUCCUACGAGGCUUGCUAACUCAGAAAACAAGUAGAUCACAGACCAACAAGGAAUCAGUCAAGUACGUGAAGGAGAAGAUCAAGGAGAAUCCCUCACCAGAGAGAUGCAUCAAUCUGUUCCACUGUCUGAAUGAACUGCAUGACCAUUCUCUAGUGGAGGAGAUCCAAAGCUACCUGGGCUCAGGAACUCUCUCUAGGGCCAAACUCUCACCGGCACAGUGGUCAGCUCUGGUCUUUGUGUUGAUGACUUCAGAAGAGGAGCUGGAUGAGUUUGAACUGAAGAAAUACUCCAGAUCAGAGGAGGGUCUUCUGAGACUGCUGCCAGUGGUCAAAGCCUCCAGAACAGCCCUAUUGAAUCGAUGCAAACUCACAGAGAGAUGCUGUGAAGCGUUGGCCUCAGCACUCAGCUCACACUCCUCACACCAGAGAGAGCUGGACCUGAGUCACAACGACCUACAGGAUUCAGGAGUGAAGCUUCUCUCUGCUGGACUGGCAAGUCCACAGUGUAAACUGGAAAGGUUAAGACUGAGGCGAUGCAAACUCACAGAAAGAUGCUGUGAAGCGUUGGCCUCAGCUCUCAGCUCAAACUCUUCACACAUGAGAGAGCUGGACCUGAGUGACAACAACCUGCAGGAUUCAGGAGUCAUGCUGCUCUCGGCAGGACUGGGCAGUCCGCACUGUAAACUGGAGGUUGUAAGGUUGUCACUUUGUAGUGUCACAGAGGAAGGCUGUGCUUUGCUAGCCUCCUCUCUCAACUCCAACCCCUCACACCUUAGAGAGCUGGACUUGAGCUAUAAUUACCCAGGAGACUCGGGAGUGAAGCUUCUCUCUGCUGUACUGGAAGAUCCACACUGUAAACUUGAGAAACUUAGUGUGGAGUGCUGUGCUGAGUUCAGGAUCAGACCAGGACCACAGAGAUAUGCCUGUGAACUCACACUGGACCCAAACACAGCACACAAAGAGCUCUCGCUGUCUGAGGAGAACAGGAAGGUGACGCGAGGGAAAGAGCAGCCGUUUCCUGAUCACCCAGAGAGAUUUGACUACUGGAGGCAGGUGCUGUGUCGGGAAGGUCUGGAUGGGUGCUGCUAUUGGGAGGCAGAGUGUAGUGGGAGGGCCCUGAUGGGAGUAUCUUACAGAGGGAUCAGCAGGAGAGGAGAGGGACAUGACUGCUGGUUGGGACGAAACGCUGUGUCCUGGAGUCUGAACUGCUCUAAUGACAGUUACACAGCCUGGCACAACGACAAGAGCACUGGCAUAACCACCCCCUCUCUCUCUAACAGAGUAGGAGUGUAUCUGGACUGGCCGGCCGGCACUCUGUCCUUCUACAGUGUCUCCUCUAACACACUGACCCACCUGCACACGUUCCACUCCACGUUCACUGAGCCCCUCUAUCCAGGGUUUAGGCUAGGCUGGGUGGACUCGUCCGUGUCCUUGUGUCAGGUAGAAUAGGCUCCCUGGAGAAACACCUGAGAUUUCAGGGAGAUUUACACUCAUGUAUUUGUGUGUAACAUAGUUUAGAAAGGGAUUAUAUUAAAGGGAUCUUUUACAGUUGCUACAUCUAUUUUUAGACUCUUAAAUGAGUUAUAUAUACCCAAUGAUUAUUGAAGAUUAUAAACCGGGUGGUUCGAGCACUGAAUGCUGAUUGGCAGAAAGCCAUUGUUUAUCAGACUGUAAACCACAGGUAUGACAGAAAAAUACUUGUUUACUGUUCUAAUUACAUUGGUACCAAGUUUAUAAUACCAAUAAGGCACCCGCGGGUCUGUGGUAUAUGACGCAACUCCUCGUUGGUAACAAGUUUAUAAUACCAAUAAGGCACCCUCGGGCCUGUGGUAUAUGACGCAACUCCUCGUUGGUAACAAGUUUAUAAUACCAAUAAGGCACCCGCGGGUCUGUGGUAUAUGACGCAACUCCUCGUUGGUAACAAGUUUAUAAUACCAAUAAGGCACCCUCGGGCCUGUGGUAUAUGACGCAACUCCUCGUUGGUAACAAGUUUAUAAUACCAAUAAGGCACCCUCGGGCCUGUGGUAUAUGACGCAACUCCUCGUUGGUAACAAGUUUAUAAUACCAAUAAGGCACCCUCGGGCCUGUGGUAUAUGACGCAACUCCUCGUUGGUAACAAGUUUAUAAUACCAAUAAGGCACCCUCGGGCCUGUGGUAUAUGACGCAACUCCUCGUUGGUAACAAGUUUAUAAUACCAAUAAGGCACCCUCGGGCCUGUGGUAUAUGACGCAACUCCUCGUUGGUAACAAGUUUAUAAUACCAAUAAGGCACCCGCGGGUCUGUGGUAUAUGACGCAACUCCUCGUUGGUAACAAGUUUAUAAUACCAAUAAGGCACCCUCGGGCCUGUGGUAUAUGACGCAACUCCUCGUUGGUAACAAGUUUAUAAUACCAAUAAGGCACCCGCGGGUCUGUGGUAUAUGACGCAACUCCUCGUUGGUAACAAGUUUAUAAUACCAAUAAGGCACCCUCGGGCCUGUGGUAUAUGACGCAACUCCUCGUUGGUAACAAGUUUAUAAUACCAAUAAGGCACCCUCGGGCCUGUGGUAUAUGACGCAACUCCUCGUUGCGUCGUGCUUUAAAACAGCCCAUAGCCAUGUAAUAUUGGCCAUAUACCACACCUCCUCAGGCCGUAUUGCUUAACUAUAACUUAUAGAUAGAUGCCUCAUGAGCUUUCUUCAACUGACGGAAACCAAGAAUAUGAGCUUGUUUUACUCCUUUGUUUGUGAACAAUGCAAAUGUAAACAAACACUGUCCCCUAUUAGAACAUGAGUAACAAAAAAAAAAGUAAAGUAUGGUGCAGUUAUUAAUUACACUUUGGAUGGUGUAUCAAUACACCCAGUCACUACAAAGAUACAGGUUAUCAUGUUAUCAUGAGGACAAUGGGGAUUUUAAAACAGUGGCUGUGAUAGAAGAAAACUGAGGAUGGAUCAACAAGGUAGUUACUCCACAAUACUAACCUAAAUGACAGAGUGAAAAGAAGGAAGCCUGAACAGAAUAAAAACAUACCAAAACAUGCAUCCUGUUUGCAAUAAGGAACUAAAGUAAUACUGCAAAAAAAAGGGAAAUAAAAUAUGUUUUUGUCCUGAAUACAAAGAGGUAUGUUUUGGGCAAAUCCAACACGACACAUCACUGAGUACCACUCUUCAUACUUUCAAGCAUGGUGGUGGCUGCAUCAUGUUAUGGGUCUGCUUGUAAACGUCAAUGACUAGGGAGUUUUUUAAAUAAAAAGAAACAGAAUAGAGCAAAGCACAGACAAAAUCCUAGAGGAAAACAUGGUUAAAUCGACAUGAGAAUCUACGGUAAGACUUGAAAAUGGCUGUCUAGCACUAUAUGGUACCAUCCAGGUGUGCAAAGCUCUUAAAGACAUGAGAAACAUGAGCAAUGGGCCAAGAAACACGAGCAAUGGACUUUAGACCAGUGGAAAUCUAAACCAUUUAACAAUCAAUGUUAUGUUUGGAGUAUCUGUUAUAAGUACUGUAUCUAAGAAAGUGAAUUUAAGUAGGACCCUCCGGUUAGUCUCUUCAUAUCAUCGUCUACCACACUGCUUUCAUCACAACUCUGGGAUCAUCGACACGGCCGACUAGCUGUCCUCAGAAGUCCACUCUUCCAGAACGAGUCAAAGAAAAACAGACAACUAAGAAGGAAAUUGUGACCUUUUGUGGACUAUCGGAGACUUACACCUGAGAACGAAGGAGAAGGCCACCCGAAAUAAGGCCCAAUUGAACCCUCCUCACCAAGCGGAACCCACGAAGGCCUGGGUCCAACAGAGAUCCCCGACGAUCCCUGGAAGUAAAUACAUGUAUUACUUCUUACCCGUAAGAGGGCCAGUUCGGGGCAAGGUAUUAGGGUUACUGUAAGUGUAGUUCCCAAAUGUAUCCAAGUGUUGCUUCUCUCUCUCUUUAACUCUACAUCUGGUGUAACAAGUAUCAUAGUGUUAGUCUGCUUGGGACUUGUCGUUGUAUUAAGUUUCUAAUCAAUAACCUAUACCGUGUGUGUGUAUCCUAUGUUAUAAUUGAGUUUGUUAGUAAAUAAAUAAUCAAAUCAA